CGCUCUCCGCCGGCAAGGGCUAGAGGAGGGGGACGGACGGGCUGCUCUGGGAACUGGCUGCAGGCGCAGAGCGCAGCACCGCGGAGGGCCCCAUGGCCGCCUGCUAAUGGGGCAGCCGCGCUCGCCGGCAGGCGGACCACGACCACGACGAUGCUGCUGCCUGUGGAGGCCGAUCGGGUGCCGCUGAGCCGACGCAGGCCGGGCAUGGAGCCUUGGCAGCUGCUGUAGGAGCCGCCAGGAGGAGGCGGAGGAGGAGGAGGAGGAGGCGGCGGAGGAGCGGGCGAACAAGCGAGCGGAACAAUCCGAAGCCCCCCGGCUGGGGCGGAGGCGGAUCGCACAGCCCAGUCUGCUACCCAUCCAUUGAUAAGGAACAGAAUGGCUGCCAAGGAGAAGUUGGAAGCAAUGUUAAAUGUGGCCUUGCGGGUCCCAAGCAUCAUGCUUUUGGACGUCUUGUACAGAUGGGAUGUCAGUUCCUUCUUCCAGCAGAUCCAAAGAAGUAGCCUCAACAACAACCCCCUCUUCCAGUACAAGUACUUGGCUCUCAAUAUGCAUUAUGUGGGUUACAUCUUAAGUGUUGUGCUCCUAACCUUACCCAGACAACACCUGGUUCAACUCUACCUGUAUUUUCUAACUGCACUGUUGCUGUAUGCUGGUCAUCAGAUAUCCAGGGAUUAUGUGAGGAGUGAGCUGGAGUCUGGCUAUGAAGGGCCAAUGUACUUAGAACCUCUUUCCAUGAAUCGUUUUAUGACAGCCUUAAUAGGUCAGCUUGUGGUAUGCACCCUUUGCUCCUGUGUCAUGAAAACCAAACAAAUCUGGCUCUUCUCUGCUCACAUGCUCCCUCUGCUGGCACGGCUUUGCCUGGUCCCUCUGGAAACUAUUGUGAUCAUCAACAAAUUUGCCAUGAUUUUCACCGGCUUGGAAGUUCUCUAUUUUUUGGCAUCCAAUCUUCUGGUACCAUACAAUCUGGCCAAGUCUGCAUAUAGGGAACUUGUCCAGGUGGUUGAAGUGUAUGGCCUCCUGGCCCUGGGGAUGUCCCUGUGGAACCAGCUGGUGGUCCCUGUCCUCUUCAUGGUCUUCUGGCUGGUACUGUUUGCUCUUCAGAUUUACUCCUACUUCAGCACACGGGAUCAACCUGCCUCUAGGGAGAGGCUACUCUUUCUUUUUCUAACCAGUAUUGCAGAAUGCUGCAGCACUCCCUAUUCCCUCCUGGGUUUGGUGUUUACAGUCUCCUUCGUGGCACUUGGAGUCCUAACCCUCUGCAAGUUUUACCUGCAAGGCUACCGAGCAUUCAUGAACGACCCAGCUAUGAACAGAGGGAUGACGGAAGGAGUCACACUUUUGAUUCUGGCUGUGCAGACUGGCUUGAUUGAAUUGCAAGUUGUUCACCGGGCCUUCCUGCUCAGUAUUAUUCUGUUCAUUGUGGUUGCGUCCAUCCUGCAGUCCAUGCUUGAGAUAGCAGAUCCCAUUGUCUUAGCUCUGGGAGCUUCAAGAGACAAGAGCCUUUGGAAGCAUUUUCGCGCUGUGAGUCUGUGUUUGUUCUUGCUGGUCUUUCCAGCUUACAUGGCCUACAUGAUCUGUCAGUUUUUCCACAUGGACUUCUGGUUACUGAUAAUCAUUUCUAGCAGCAUUCUCACCUCCCUCCAGGUGCUUGGAACACUCUUCAUUUAUGUCUUGUUUAUGGUUGAGGAGUUCAGGAGAGAGCCAGUAGAAAACAUGGAUGAUGUCAUUUACUAUGUGAAUGGCACCUAUCGACUGCUGGAGUUCCUAGUGGCUCUCUGUGUCGUUGCCUAUGGUGUGUCGGAAACCAUCUUUGGAGAAUGGACUGUGAUGGGCUCAAUGAUCAUCUUCAUUCAUUCCUAUUACAAUGUGUGGCUUCGUGCUCAGUUGGGAUGGAAGAGUUUUCUUCUCCGCAGGGAUGCUGUGAAUAAGAUCAAAUCACUGCCCACUGCUACCAAAGACCAGUUGGAACAACACAAUGAUAUCUGUGCCAUCUGCUAUCAGGACAUGAAAUCUGCUAUCAUCACACCUUGCGGCCAUUUCUUUCAUGCGGGCUGCCUUAAGAAAUGGCUUUAUGUGCAAGAAACCUGCCCCCUGUGCCACUGCCAACUUAAAAACCCAACUCAGCCCCCAGGGCUAGGAUUGGAGCCCGUGCCACAACCAAAUCCCGGAGCAGAACAAAACACUGUUCAGCAACAAGCCACUGAGCCCGCUGGUGUAGAGCACCAGGAAAGGGCAGGAGGCAAACCUAGUGACAAUGGACAAGCUGCCAAAGGAUCAGGCUCCCUGCAGGACUCUGUCAAUGUGAAGGAUGACUCUGUCAGUCUGGACACUGCAUCUUCCAGUGAGUCUGGCCAGGGGGAAACUGCCGCCAAAAGGCCGGCUGAAGAACGGGAAGAAGUUGCAACGCGAGACCUAGGGAGCUGCAUCCAGAAUUGAACAGGCGGGCGCUGGUGGAAGAAUUAAGCACUCCAGGAGCUCCUGAUUUGGCAGACGGAAUCUUAAACCCUUCAUUUGUCUCGAACAAGUUUUAACUCUCAGAAUGCUGGCCAAAAUGUAUUUAUGAUAUCCUAUGCUGAUUUUCUGUGAGCUGCUUCGUUUACAGGGCUGCCAGUGGGUUCCACUGGAAACUACCUUAGAAGCUGCCACCAUGUUGCAAAAGGGCAGAAACUGGAAAUCAAAACUGAGUAUUGUUGGAAGGGAAAGUUGGGCGGCGGGAGGUGGGGAACAAAUGUGAGGAUGUUGGGGUGUGAGCGAAGAGAGAGGAAGAGGGAGAGAUUAAAAUAAAAGACAGUGUUGUUUAAAUGGAAAAGGGAGAAUCAAAUUCAAGGGCAAUAGAGGUUUGAGUCCAUAUCCUUGGCCUUGUCUUUCUACAGUGAGCGGAGCUCAGUCGAGAACAGUGACACAACUCCUGUAGAUCUCAGAAGUAACAAUAAACAAAUCAAGGAUUGUGUUGGGACAGGGCAGCACUCAAGUAAGUCGAGUGUGGUGCUUUGGGCAUGUUGGGGUAGGGCAUUUGCAUUCAUGUAAUCUAUAGCAACUCUUGAAUUUUUAUGAUGGAGUCUUAAACACUUCAAUGUUUUAGAAAACAUUUUUUGUUCAUGAACUUUCUGGACAGCAUGGGCUGUGUGAAGUCAUUAAAGCUCCGGUGAACUUUCUGUCUGGCCUCCACCAGUGAGUGCAAGAGAGAAAUGGGAGGAGUUUUAUGGUGCUGAUUGAAGCCUCUCAGUGCUGUUGAGUUCUGUGUAGUGUAUAAUUUCUUGCAGAUGAAUUGAAGCAGUAUUAAUCUCCUGGCAAUAUUUGCACCUUUGGGAAUGAGUACAUCAAUUGUAUGAUCAAACGCCGCAAAUGCCACUCCUAAAGCUGUUAAUAGGAUUUGCACCUUUUUCUUCCCUUUCCCCCUUCUUUGACAAAAAUGUGUGUGUAUUUAAAUUUUUACAUUCAUCAUGGCUUUCAGGUAGAACUAGGGAUGUGGGAGGGAUGGGAGCUGGCAAUUUUUUAUGUGAAUUUUGAUAUGAAAAGGAACUAGUCACUUAUUUAUACACUAGGCUUGGCUCAAUUUUUUGUUUUUCUCGAGAGUUGUUGUACCUAAUGUGAAAUGUGACAUUACUUUAUUUUUUAGUAGUGAAUUUGGAUGUAGACUGACAGACGUAGCUGAAUGUCUCAAUAAAGUACUUUUGAAGAUUUUUA
Messenger RNA from Podarcis raffonei (Aeolian wall lizard), 3687 nucleotides. It is a transcript of the gene RNF145, whose product is annotated as ring finger protein 145. Gene Ontology annotation, cellular component: endomembrane system; endoplasmic reticulum. Lineage: Eukaryota; Metazoa; Chordata; Lepidosauria; Squamata; Lacertidae. The transcript is spliced from 11 exons. Bases 376 to 2436 code for a protein of 686 amino acids. Gene Ontology annotation, molecular function: ubiquitin protein ligase activity; zinc ion binding. The record is from RefSeq and is a predicted model, not a curated record.